Molecule: messenger RNA, 4342 nt
Organism: Neopsephotus bourkii (Bourke's parrot)
Lineage: Eukaryota; Metazoa; Chordata; Aves; Psittaciformes; Psittacidae
Gene: ULK2
Product: unc-51 like autophagy activating kinase 2
Exons: 28
Coding region: 397-3624 (1075 amino acids)
Biological process (GO): autophagosome organization; peptidyl-serine phosphorylation; protein autophosphorylation
Cellular component (GO): cytoplasm; autophagosome
Molecular function (GO): protein serine/threonine kinase activity; ATP binding
Source: RefSeq, a predicted model, not a curated record
CCAUGGGGGCGGACAGCGGCAGGGCGCGGAGCCCCCUUCCCCAUUGAGAAGGCCCCUCGUCCCGGCGCCGAUGCCGCACUGUCGCUUCUUCCCCGGCCCCUGAGAGACUUCCCCCCGCCCAGCUCCGCUCCUUCCCCGCCUUGCCCUCCUCAUGCCAGACGGAGCCCCUCGCUUCGGAGACGCCCUGCAGCAGCCCCGCUGGGCUGGGGGCCUGCGGCUGCCCCCGCGGUAUGAGAGGAGCUGCUCCCGCCGCCGGGGGCAGCCAGGAGAGGGGCAAGCUCCUACCCCGCCGCCGGUUGCUGUGAGGCGGCUGUAGCUGCCUUGGCUGGAGGAAGACCCCCUUUGUUUUCUCUCCCUUCCUUCUUCCUUCGCGGGGGCUUCAUGCCCCGCUGAGGGAUGAUGGAGGUGGUGGGAGACUUUGAGUACAGCAAGAAGGACCUGAUAGGACACGGAGCCUUUGCUGUGGUCUUCAAAGGUCGCCACCGCAAGAAAACUGAUUGGGAAGUAGCCAUAAAGAGUAUUAACAAAAAGAACUUGUCAAAGUCACAAAUCCUACUUGGAAAAGAAAUAAAAAUCUUAAAGGAACUUCAGCAUGAGAACAUUGUAGCUCUUUAUGAUGUCCAGGAAAUGCCCAAUUCUGUCUUCUUGGUAAUGGAGUACUGCAAUGGUGGGGACUUGGCAGAUUACUUACAAGCUAAAGGAACUCUUAGUGAAGACACCAUCCGUGUGUUCCUCCAGCAGAUUGCAGCAGCAAUGCGCAUUCUGCACAGUAAAGGAAUCAUUCACAGGGAUCUUAAACCACAGAAUAUUUUGCUGUCUUACGCCAGUCGUAGGAAGUCAAGUGUCAGUGGGAUACGCAUUAAAAUAGCUGACUUUGGUUUUGCUCGUUAUCUGCAUAGCAACAUGAUGGCUGCAACUCUGUGUGGUUCCCCUAUGUAUAUGGCCCCUGAAGUGAUUAUGUCUCAACACUAUGAUGCAAAAGCAGAUCUGUGGAGCAUAGGAACUGUGAUUUAUCAGUGUCUUGUUGGAAAGCCACCUUUUCAGGCCAAUAGUCCUCAAGAUUUGAGAAUGUUUUAUGAAAAGAACAGGAAUUUGAUUCCUAGUAUUCCUAGGGAAACAUCAGCUUAUCUGGCUGACCUGCUGUUGGGUUUGCUUCAGAGAAACCAAAAAGAUAGAAUGGACUUUGAAGCAUUUUUCAACCACCCUUUCCUGGAUCAGAUUUCAACAGUCAAGAAAUCUUGUCCUGUACCUGUGCCUACAUAUGCAGGCUCAGUCUCGGGCAGUUCCUGUGGUAGCUCUCCUUCAUGCCGUUUUGCUUCUCCUCCAUCUCUGCCAGACAUGCAGCAUAUUCAAGAAGAAAAUUUGUCUUCACCUCCGUUGGGUCCUCCGAACUAUCUCCAGGUCUCUAAAGACUCUGCCAGUACCAGUAGUAAGAACUCAUCUUGUGACACAGAUGACUUUGUUCUUGUCCCACACAAUAUUUCUUCAGACCACUCAUAUGAUAUGCCGUUGGGAGCAGCUGGCAGGCGGGCUUCGAGCGAGUUCUUGAUGUGUGGAGGGCAGUCACCAUUAACUACUUCUGGAAGCUCAGGAACUGUACAGAAACCAUCCUCAGCCUCUUCUCGAAGUACUGCUUCUGGUACAGCUAACAGGCAUUGUCAGCCUUCGGUAUCCCCCCGCAGCGAAACAGCACCGAUCCCAGUUCCCACUCAGCUGCGGAAUUACCAGCGCAUAGAACAGAACCUCUCCUCUACUGCCAGCCCCGUGUCAAACCCCCACGGAUCACCAAGAGCUGGAGUUGUGAGACGCUCAAAUACCAGCCCGAUGGGUUUCGUGAAGAUGGGCUCCUGUUCUCCAGUGCCAGCUGACACGGGUGUUGGGCGCAGGUUAUCCACAGGAUCUUCUAGACCCUAUUCUCCUUCACCACUAGUUGGAACCAUACCUGAGCAGCUUGGACACUGUUGUUGCGGACAGCUUCAAGGACAUGAAUCGAGGAGUAGAAACUUCUCAGGUUCUCCAAUACCACCAUCUCCGUCUCCGCAGUCACUUCUGAUGGGAGCAAGGUUGCAGAGUGCGCCUACUCUCACAGAUAUUUACCAGAACAAGCAGAAGCUCAGAAAGCAGCAUUCAGACCCAGUAUGCCCAUCCUAUGCUGGCUAUGGAUACAGUCACUCUCCACAGCCAAGUAGGCCAGGUAGCCUAGGAACAUCGCCUACCAAACAUAUGGGAUCAUCACCUAGGAGCUCAGACUGGCUGUUCAAAACCCCAUUACCAACAAUUAUUGGCUCUCCUACUAAGGCAACUGCUCCUUUCAAAAUACCUAAAACUCAAGCAUCCUCAAACUUGCUGGCCCUGGCUAAUCGCCAGGGCUUGGUAGAUCCCCCACUGCAGCCUAAAGACAUCACUGACCCAAGGGAUUUCACACACUUCCACUCAACCCAAGGAGGUGAAAAGCAGGCAGGAGAACAGCACAGUAAAACUACCUUUGGCAGGUCUGUUAGUACUGGGAAGCUCUCAGAUCAACAGGUAAAGACUACCCUUGGUGGCCAGUUAUAUCAAGGCAGCACAGACAGCCUCAAUACGGAGAGACCAAUGGAUACAGCUCCAGCAGGGGCCUAUGGAAUUGCAAUGGCACCUCCUUCCAUGGGAAGCGGGGCAAGUUCUCGGGCUGUCAUGUUUACUGUUGGGUCCCCUCCAAGCAGCACAACCCCUCCUACCUGCACCCAUAUGGUCCUCAGAACAAGAACCACCUCAGUUGGAUCAAACAGUUCUGGAGGGUCUCUCUGCUCUACUAGUGGCCGUGUAUAUAUGGGCUCUCCUCCUGGUAUUUAUAUGGGUUCUUCUCCUCCGGGAGCCGAGGCAGCUCCAAGUCUGAAGUACAUGCCUUAUGGUACUUCGCCUCCCAGCUUAGAGGGCUUUAUCACUUUUGAAGCUCCUGAAUUGCCUGAGGAAACUUUAAUGGAGAGAGAACAUACAGAUACACUACGUCAUCUAAACAUGAUGCUGACAUUUACAGAAUGUGUUCUGGACCUGACAGCAGUGCGAGGAGGAAACCCAGACCUGUGUACUUCUGCGGUAUCACUGUACCAAAUCCAAGAGAGCAUAGUUGUUGAUCAGAUCAGCCAGCUAAGCAAAGAAUGGGGACAAGUGGAGCAGCUGGUGUUGUACAUGAAAGCUGCCCAGCUGCUCGCAUCUUCGUUGCAUCUUGCCAAAGCACAGGUCAAAUCGGGGAAGCUGAACCCAUCCACUGCUGUUAAGCAAGUUGUGAAAAGCCUCAAUGAGAGAUACAAGUUCUGUAUUGGCAUGUGCAAGAAACUGACUGAAAAGUUGAAUCGUUUCUUUUCGGACAAGCAAAGGUUCAUUGAUGAAAUCAACAGUGUAACUGCAGAGAAACUCAUCUACAGCUGUGCUGUAGAAAUGGUUCAAUCAGCAGCUCUGGAUGAGAUGUUUCAGCAAACUGAAGAUAUUACGUAUCGAUAUCACAAGGCAGCCUUGCUGCUGGAAGGACUGACUAAAAUACUACAAGACCCUGCAGAUAUAGAAAAUGUACACAAGUAUAAAUCUAGCAUCGAGCGAAGGCUUUCUGCACUUUGCUGUAGUACAGUGGCUGUAUAUGAGCAGUAGAAAUAUCCCAAGGACCAGAUGGUGUGAACAUACGGGACCACAUCAGUGAUACUGCACUUUUUUCACUGCAGCUUAAUUGUUGUUCUUGUUCUGCCCCAUGUGGAAGAUGAUUCUUUCAUUUCUGUGGUGACUACCAAAGAAACAGCAGCAUUACUCAAAGAGGAGAUAUUCCAAAAGUACACUUGCCUUACUGAUCCAGCAGUUCCUUUUUCUUCCUAGCAACAGAAUUUAAGAGUCUCUCUUCACAUUUCAAACUGAUGUUUGUACGUGUGCUUUGGACUUGAAUGAUCAGGGGUUUUGGUGGGGUUUUUUUUUCCUCAUGAGGUUUAUAGUGAGUGGAUCUUUCUGCAUUACAUUCUACAUUUCCCUUGGAAGAUUCCCUCAAAUGUUUGUGAAAGGUAUUUUUAAGUUGUCAGUAAAAUGUGGCAGAGUGGAUUUGGGAAACCCUAACCACGUGCAAGUGCUGAUUGAAGGGGCUAAGCUGGCUUGUAUUGGAGCUCACAUGUUGUAAACGUGGCUCAGCUUGUUAUAUGAAGGGGAUGAUGAGGAAGUGCUCCUUUACACAGGGGAAAGAUGGUCAUGGAAGAAAUUGUGCUCCAUCUGUGUAACUUCCCCAGUGGCUUUUCAGCUGAUGUGGAUACAAUUUGAUGAUCUUCCAAAAUAUUUUGUUUUGCACUAAUUUACUAAAGCAACUGUAUAUUAAUUUUUGAAGAACUGU